Megalopta genalis is the source of this 3850-nucleotide messenger RNA. Its product is annotated as interference hedgehog. Gene Ontology annotation, molecular function: protein binding. The record is from RefSeq and is a predicted model, not a curated record. Gene Ontology annotation, biological process: cell-cell adhesion; axon guidance. NCBI's taxonomy places the organism in Eukaryota, Metazoa, Arthropoda, Insecta, Hymenoptera, Halictidae. Gene Ontology annotation, cellular component: axon; plasma membrane.
GAAAAGUAGUUAGAAAUGUGGAUUGUUUCGUGUGGUAUCGUAACAGUAGAGAUCGUUCGAGAUUUAGUACACUGUUAUUGUUCUCUCGAUCAUCCAGAUCUUUCCGCAUUUUGGUUGGCAACGACACGGCUAGGUCAUGAAAGCGGAAACCAGACUCUCGAUCCUGGCUCGACGAACGAAUGUGUCAAGAUGCAGCCUAUGCCGUCCCUAUGUGGCGUCGUUGUGACUUUGCUUCACGUUCUGGUCAGUUAUGCACACGAACAAAGGCAAGAUUCGGGCAUGUCCUUUACCCGGCACCCUCAACCUCUGGAUGCACCGUUGGGCGACGAAGUGAACUUUGAAUGCAAUCUGAACCUUCCUGCGGAACGUUUUGCUUGGCGUCAUAGACGAUUGAACUCAGACAAAUGGGUGCCAGUUCUUCACACGCCUAGCAAUGGUGGCAAAACGUCCAGGCAUGUAGUGAAUUUCGAUGACGAAUCAAAAGCCGGGGAUUACCGGUGCAUAGCUUUUUAUGGCACCAGUUUAGGAUUAGCUUCUGACCCAGCAAGAUUGACGCUUGCAACUUUGCAGAAGUUCACCGACAAGAACGACGUCGUCAUACACGUUGCAGCAGGAAACACAGUACCUAUAACAUGUCCCGUCCCUUACUCAGCACCAGAAGCUAUAGUACAGUUCUACAAAGACAACAAGCUCAUACCGAAUGUUAACGGGAAGACCAUGAUCAUUGAAAAUGCUAAAGUAUCGGAUAGCGGAAACUAUCACUGCACAGCUAGUAAUUAUAUAACCAGCCAAUUGUUUACCAGCAAUCGUAAAACCAUUUUGAACGUACACGCUAAUCCUACUUUCCAAACGCCAUACUUCAUCAAACAGCCGCAAACCGAAUACAAGGUUCUGCGGGGUAAGAAUGUUACUUUAGAGUGCUUCGGUGCUGGUUACCCGGUGCCUUCUGUUACGUGGAGUAGAUUGAGCAGUCCAUUACCAACGAAUUCCGUAAAAACUGUCAUGGGCUUAACGAUAAUGAACGUCCAAUCGACAGACAGAGGAGAAUAUGAUUGUAUGUGGAGCAGCAAAGGUGGACAUAUAAAGUCUGUGAUCAUAUUGAAACUAAUGGAACCGCCGAAAAUCGUCAAACCACCGAAGGCGUCUACGUUCUCCGAAGGUGGAGAAUUGGAGCUUUCCUGCUCGGUAACCGGUGAACCAUAUCCAAAAGUGGAAUGGCUAAUCAAUGGAGAAUCUCUGACGCCAAAUGAUAAUCUAGAGAUUAAAGGCUCCACUCUCGUUAUCUCGGAAGUUGAGAAAAAACACGCUGGCAUAGUUCAAUGUGCUGCGAGCAAUGAUUACGGUUCAGACUCCGGCGACAAUUUAUUGAGGGUCAACCCGAAACAACAUAUUGGUACGACUGAAUCGCGGCCAGAUUAUGGGAUUCCUAAUUCAAGGCACAAGCACACGAGGGGAGGGGGUAGGAGGAGAAGCAAAGAUGGAAAGCGCAAAGGCACUGCAGUUCUGGUACCACCGAAUCAACCUAAUGUCACGAGACUAUCAGAUAUGUCCGUGAUGGUAAGAUGGUCUGUACCUGAGAACACAGGAUUACCGAUUCAGUUUUUCAAGGUUCAAUACCGAGAGCUUGGACCAAAAAUAAAUGGCAAGCCAGGGAAGUGGAAUACCGCGAACUCUGAGAUACCGAAUCAUGUGGGUUCGUUUGAGGUCACUGAACUGCAACCUAAUCAUACGUACCGGUUCAGGAUUGCUGCAGUUUAUUCAAACAAUGAUAAUAAACUCAGCCCGAAUUCGGUUCGCUUCCAUCUGAACAAAAGUGGCGGGUUCAAGAGCAACAGAAUGCCCAUACCGUUGUUAACAAACACUGAAGCUUUAAGCCCACAUGAAGUGUUGCUUAUCUGGCAAAAUCCAGAUAAAUCAACAGAAAUUGAUGGCUACUAUGUGUACCAUCGAGCCUCGUCAUCUGCUGGGGAAUAUGUGAAAACUACGGUCGAAGGAAAGGACUCUUUCAAUAUAACUAUAUCUCAUUUGCAACCCGAUACAACGUAUGAGUUUAAGGUGCAGAGUUUCUCGGUGGACGCCGCGUCGGAAUUCUCGCAGAUUCUCCGGCAGAAGACGAAGAAGCCAAUCGUAGAGCACCACGAGAAUGAUAAUCGUAAUGAUCACGGUAGCAAUCUGACGUUAGAUAGUCGGGUAAGGCCUGCGGACGAUAGAAACGCGAACAUGUAUGCAAUAAUAGGCGGGGUCGUUGGCGGAUCAGCUCUACUAGGUGGUCUAACUGCAGUAGCAGUAGUGUACAAGAGGACUAAACACAAACAAAGUCGGGAAUCUUCGCAGAGCGAAGGGAAACCUAUUACAAAUGGAAGAGUAAUGAACGGUGGAGUCACCGAUUCGAAGAUAAAUAUAACGUCAAACCCGCUCGCUGGUCUCGACACAUCUGAAGAUAUAAUACAGCCUAAGAGCGGACAACAGUCGCCGAUGGAAAUGGCCUCGUUUCUAAACGGGCAAAACAACAACAGCAACAACCAUAACAACAGUGACACAGCUGGAACUGACGUGAACACAUCGUAUACUGAGCCCGCUCUGCUCCAGGGAUCACUGCCUAUCGAACAACCUCUGUGAAACCAGUUAUCGUGCCAGGAUUCAUUUUCCAAUUUUAACGUAGAAUAUACGAUUCUUCAUUUUAACGCAUUUGGAGAAAGCGACAGCGAUGCUUCUUUUAGUGAGACUUUUAAACUUGUAGAUCUUAGAUGUCAUCGAGUUCAGUGAACAAACCGUUAUAAGACAUGUACAGGGUGUCGUAAUAGGUAUGCUCACAUACUUGGAUUUAAUUACCGGACAAGUGUUCGUCCAGUAGUUUUAUUUUGAUUCAAGUUCUAGGUCUUACCUUCGUGCAUGAUACCUUUUGGUUGAGCUCAAGGUAGUAUAAGGGAAUCAACGUUCAACCAUGAAGUGCGUAUCUUAAAAUUAUUAAUGUACCUGUUCGACGAAAUUUUUUUCUUGUUCGAUGUUGCUGUUCAUUACACACUUUAUGGUCGACAAUUAAUCAAGGAAUUUAUGUGUAAGUCAGCUUAUGCGCGCAUAGAUAGCUAAUAGAAUCGCGCGAGCUCAGAACUGAAUCAACUUUAUUAUUUUUUUCUCUUAGCGGGAGAAGUGUUUCUCCCAUCGCAUUCGCGUAGGUUUUAUAUUAAUUUUACACCAGGCAGCUUUUAAAGUUAUCUUUGUUUCCUAAUUUAAAUAAACUAGCGUUCACGGUUUUGUAAAUACGCGAUUUAUUGAUAGUUAGAUCGAGUUUAGACGCGAAUGAAAUUGCGCUUGAUAAGAAAAAGAAAAGGUAGCUGUGCUAUGUAUUUUAUAUUGUGCGUCCAUUAUUUUUGGAUAGUUCUCAAUGGUAUCGAAACUUUUGGUUGCUCUUCCCAAUCGCUGACUUCGCACCGCUUGUAUUCAAUGUUCGUCGUAUCGUUAGCGACGGAAUCGGCAGCAUUACCUUGAUGAAACUAGUACAUACUUUACAUUAGAGAGAAUCUGACACGAAUCCCUAGUACAUACGUUGCUAACAGUAUUUGUUACGUAAUGGUACGAAGUUAACUUAUAAUAGCAGUAUUUCUCCUAGCUUCGAGUUAGAUGCAAUAAUUUUUUAGUGAUCGUUGUUUUAUUCCUGACGGUAAUCAAGCUUUACGAUGACUCUUGCGACUAAAAAUUCGUAAAACUGCUCAAGGUUCUACGACCUGUUGAAAUUUCGAUAUCAGACAACGAAGAAACGACUAAGAUUUGUAAAUAAGUAUUUGUAAAAUUUUAUGAUGCUACUUCUUUAUAUAUACAUAUAUAAAGAAUAUUUAUACAUACACAGAUA